UGAUUAUAUAAUUUAGGUAGAUUAUAAUUUCAAACAAACCCUCCUAAAACUAGCCUUAAAAGUAGUUAUAUCUAGUAAGUACCUUAGAGCAUAUCCAAGAGACUUUUCAUUUUUUGAUCUCUAUUUGGCUAUCUAUUUACGUUUUCAUAAAGAUUACACUCUAUAUCUGCAUCUCAGUCCAACAGAUUAUCUAUCUAGCUUGGCUAGUCAGGUGGCUAGCCAAAUUUAGCUAGUGAGAGAGCUAAUUUAGAUAGCCAGAUAGCUUGCGAGUUAGAUAGCUAGUCUGUUGGAGAUUUAUUUGCUAUUGAGUAGCUAAAAUUUAGUUUGGUGAGUUAUUUAGCUAGUCUUUUAGAGAUGCUCUUAUGUGUAAGAAAAUAAAGCGUAUUCAUUUUUCUAACCCUCGCACGACCACCGACAUAUAUCCCUGCUGUACUUCAUAUUUUCACCUAUAAGUCUAUAACACAAUGCAACCUAAUGUUUUGAUUUGAAUGUAAUGUGGAAAUCUUUAUGGCUCUUCCAUGCUACCAUGAUGAAAAAAUCGUACAGAGUAUACAUGUUCUCUAAGCUAGAUUUGAUGUACCAAACAGGCCAUCUCCGGGACGGUGGUUAUGGCUUGUGGGCUCUCUUUUCUUUUGUUUCCCACGCAGGGGGGUAGGCGUAGGCUUCAGUUGCACGUUUUCAGUCACCUGAUACUUUCAAUCCGUCAGCAAGCUGGGGACGUGCCAUCAGCCAUGCAAUCAAACUUGUACAGUGUACUUUAUAUUGUACAUGCACAUGUUCGUGCGUACAACCAGCUAUUUGUUCAGCGCUGAAGGAGCGUCCCAUUGCAAGGACGUGACGAAGAACGUAGCCUGGUGGUAGAACGUCGUUUGCCAUGGCCGCUGACGAGCUCUCACCGUACAUCCUCCUGCUUCCUCUACUCGCGCUGCCACUCGUCGUCGCGCUACUGGCCCGCCGCCGCGCGCUUGGGAGGGACGACGCCAGGCUACCUCCGGGACCAUGGGCGAUGCCGGUCAUCGGCCACCUGCACCACGUCGCCGGGGACGCGCCCCCGCACCGCGCCCUGCGUGACCUCUCGCGGACCUACGGCCCCCUCAUGGCGCUCCGCCUGCGGACCGUCCCCGUGGUGGUGGCCUCGUCCCCGGCCGCCGCGCGCGAGGUCACCGGCACCCACGACGCCGCCUUCGCGUCGCGCCCCGCCGCGCCGGCGCUGCGGCUCCUGACCGGCGGCGCGGAGGGCGUCACCUUCGCGCCGUACGGCGACGCGUGGCGGCGGAUGCGCAGGGCCUGCGCCGCCGGGCUCUUCAGCGCGCCCCGCGUCCGCUCCUUCCGCGCCGUGCGCGAGGACGAGCUCGGCCGCCUCCUCCGCGCCGUCGCCGCGGCCGCGUCCGCGCCUGCGCCUGCGCCGGUGAACCUGACCCGGCGCAUGUCGCGGUUCGCCUUCGACUCCUCGGCGCGCGCCGUCGCCGGCAGCCGGAGCGAGCACCGUGACGAGGUCCUGCGGGCGCUGCAGGACGCGCUCAAGACCCUCCCCAAGCUGAGCCUGCUGGACUUCUUCCCGUCGUCACGCCUCGCCGCUCUCGCCAGCCACGUGCCCCGCGUGGUCGCGCGCCGCCGCGCCGCUAUGCGGCCCAUCGGUCCGGGUCUGGACGCCGUCGUGGACUCCAUCGUCCUGGAGCACCUGGAGAGGAGAGACAGCGAUGUCGACGACGACGAGGACUUGCUUGAUUUGCUGUUGAGGAUGCAGAAGGACGUGGACUCCCAGUACCCUUUCACCACCCUCAACAUCAAAUCCGUCAUCAUGGACUUGUUUGUUGCCGGUGGCGAGACGUCGGCGACGGCCAUGCAGUGGGCAAUGACGGAGCUGAUACGGAACCCUCGGGCGAUGCGGAAGGCGCAGGCCGAGGUCCGGUCGGCGCUCGCGGGGCAGAGCACGGUGACGGAGGCCGGCCUCACCGACCUACACUACCUGCGGCUAGUCAUCAAGGAGACGCUCCGGCUGCACCCGCCGGCGCCGGUGCUGCUCCGGGAGUGCCUUAGCGCACGCGAGGUGCUCGGCUACCACGUCCCGCGGGGCGCCAUGGUGCUGGUGAACGCGUGGGCGAUCGGCAGGGACCCGGCGCACUGGGACGCGCCGGAGGAGUUCGCGCCGGAGAGGUUCCAGGAGCUUGACGGCGCGAGGGACGACUUCAGGGGGGCGGCGGACUUCGAGUACGUCCCGUUCGGCGCCGGGAGGAGGAUGUGCCCUGGCGCGGCCUUGGGCCUAGCGCAUGUGGAGCUCGCGCUCGCUGCUCUGCUGUUCCAUUUCGACUGGGAGAUGCCGGAGGGGAUGGUUGCUGAGGAGAUGGACGUGACGGAGGCGGCUGGGAUCACCAUGCCCCCACGCUCUGAGCUGCUGCUGGUCGCUAUCCCUAGGGUGCCGGUGCCUGUGCCUGUUGAUUGAACAAAUAACGCCACUUGUAGUUGGGUAGUCGUGUACACCAUCUGAACUUGUAAUAACAAGCAAAAAAAAAUUGUGUGUGAGUACAGCUAUUGCUCAAUAGAGGCUUUGAAGUUCAGAUGUA
Molecule: messenger RNA, 2564 nt
Organism: Zea mays
Lineage: Eukaryota; Viridiplantae; Streptophyta; Magnoliopsida; Poales; Poaceae
Product: zealexin A1 synthase-like
Exons: 2
Coding region: 875-2443 (522 amino acids)
Molecular function (GO): iron ion binding; heme binding; monooxygenase activity
Source: RefSeq, a predicted model, not a curated record